UAACAAAUGAUGAAUCACGUAGUACAUAGAAGGGGAGGCUAUAGAAUAUAGAAAAGAGAGAGCACUUUAUUUAGUUUCAAUUCUGAAGUAUUAAGAAUCAGAAGAUAUAUUUGUUUUAUUUACAACAAAUAUUUUUUAUUUAAUUAAAUAAUAUAAUUUUAAAAUCAUGAAGUUAUUUUUGAUUUUAUUUAUAACAAUAUUUACAACAGUACAUGCUGUAUCAUUCUUUGAAUUAGUUAAUCAAGAAUGGAUGACAUUUAAGAUGGAACAUAAAAAAGUAUAUAAAUCUGAUGUUGAAGAAAGAUUCAGGAUGAAAAUAUUUAUGGACAACAAACAUAAAAUUGCUAAACAUAAUAGUAAUUAUGAAAUGAAGAAAGUUUCAUAUAAAUUAAAAAUGAAUAAAUAUGGAGAUAUGCUUCAUCAUGAGUUUGUAAAUAUAUUAAAUGGUUUCAAUAAAUCAAUAAAUACUCAAUUAAGAUCUGAAAGAUUGCCUGUAGGUGCUUCAUUUAUUGAGCCAGCAAAUGUAGUAUUGCCAAAAAAAGUUGAUUGGAGAAAAGAAGGUGCUGUAACUCCAGUUAAAGAUCAAGGCCAUUGUGGAUCAUGUUGGUCAUUUUCUGCAACUGGAGCUUUGGAAGGUCAACAUUUUCGACGAACAGGAGUAUUAGUUUCAUUAAGUGAACAAAAUUUAAUUGAUUGUUCUGGAAAAUAUGGUAAUAAUGGAUGCAAUGGAGGAUUGAUGGAUCAAGCUUUUCAAUAUAUUAAAGAUAAUAAAGGUUUAGAUACAGAAGCUUCUUAUCCAUAUGAAGCUGAAAAUGAUAAAUGCAGAUACAAUCCAGCAAAUAGUGGUGCCAUUGAUGUUGGUUAUAUAGACAUUCCAACAGGAGAUGAAAAAUUGCUUAAAGCAGCAGUUGCUACUAUAGGUCCAGUCUCUGUUGCUAUUGAUGCUUCUCAUCAGUCUUUUCAAUUUUAUUCGGAAGGUGUCUAUUAUGAACCAGAAUGUUCUUCAGAAGAAUUAGAUCAUGGAGUGCUAGUAAUAGGAUAUGGUACUGAUGAAAAUGGUCAAGAUUAUUGGCUAGUAAAAAAUAGUUGGGGUGAAACAUGGGGUAAUAAUGGAUAUAUCAGAAUGGCUAGAAAUAAAUUAAAUCAUUGUGGUAUUGCUUCUAAUGCUAGCUAUCCUCUUGUUGGUUCUAAAGGAUUAUUUUAAAAGAACUAGAGAUAACACAACAUAAAAAGUGGAAAAAUAAAUUAAAAAUUGUUAUAAGUAUUUGAACAUAUUUAAGUUCUUGUUUAUACAUCAAAAAAAGAAUAUAUACAUAUUUUUUUAUUAAAUUCAAUAAAUGGGAUAUUCAUUAAUA
This is a messenger RNA of Apis laboriosa (Himalayan honeybee), 1355 nucleotides long. RefSeq names its product cathepsin L (gene CtsL1). The transcript has 7 exons. Gene Ontology annotation, cellular component: lysosome. The coding region runs from base 167 to 1204 and encodes 345 amino acids. Gene Ontology annotation, molecular function: cysteine-type endopeptidase activity. Gene Ontology annotation, biological process: immune response. The record is from RefSeq and is a predicted model, not a curated record. Lineage: Eukaryota; Metazoa; Arthropoda; Insecta; Hymenoptera; Apidae.